UUCUUUGUUGCGGUGGCCAAUGGGGGCGCUCGGAACGUCGGCGGCUGCCGGGUAACAUGGUUCCAUGUCAGAGAGCAACACUUGAUCAUGGAACAUGGGCUGAGGCCGGGGCGGCCGAGGCAUCUGCAGAGGCAGCAUCAGCCGCAGCCGCCGGGAGAAGCUCCAGUGCAAUGAAUAGCUGCGCGAGCAGAUUCUGCCUGCAAGAGGAGAGACCCGCUGGUGAUCUGCUUGGCUGCUGUUAGCAAGCAACUUCAUGCCAACCUGAUUCCUUGGGGGGUGGGGGAAGAGGGGAUGGGGAGUGCUACCUGGUUGGGACACUGAGCUGUCCGUCUCUUCCUGCUUUGCCCCGGAGAGGUGCCUCUCGUCCCUUUGAAGGCUCAACGAUGACGGGGUCCAGCUCCAAUGCUUCCCGCCACCCUAAAGGAGACAAAGGGGGCCGUUCGAGGAGCUCACACGCCCGGACGGUUGGCCUUGCCAACAGCGGGGGCUCGGAAGAGGAAGACAAAGAUGGAGGGGUGGUUUUCCUCGUCAACAAAAGUGGCUUCCCUAUUGAUGGGAAGACCUGGGAGAGGAUGUGGGGCCAUGUGGCGAAGGUGCAUCCGUCAGGCAAAGAGGUGGUGGAGACCAUAAGAAAUGCUGACAACCUUGCAAAACCUUCAGUGCCAAUCUUGCCAAGCUACAGGGCUUCCAUGACCAUCCCUGAGUGGCUUCAGGCAAUACAGAAUUACAUGAAGAUGCUGCAAUACAAUCACACAGGGACUCAAUUUUUUGAAAUUAGGAAAUCAAGACCUCUAAGUGGGUUAAUGGAAUCGGCAAAAGAAAUGACCAGGGAAUCUUUACCUAUCAAAUGCCUUGAAGCAGUUAUCCUGGGGAUAUACUUAACUAAUGGGCAGCCUUCAGUGGAACGAUUCCCAAUCAGUUUUAAAUCCCACUUCUCAGGGAACAAUUUUCAUCAUGUGGUGCUUGGAAUUUAUUUCAAUGGUCGAUAUGGAUCUCUGGGCAUGAGCAGAAGAUCAGAGCUGAUGGACAAACCUUUGAUUUUCCGAACUCUGAGUGACCUCAUCUUUGAAUUUGAAGACUCCUACAAAAAGUAUUUACACUCUGUGAAAAAAGUGAAAAUUGGAUUGUAUGUCCCCCAUGAACCACACAGCUUUCAGCCCAUCGAAUGGAGGCAGUUGGUGCUCAACGUGUCAAAGAUGGUGAGGUCAGAGAUAAGGAAGGAGCUGGAGAAAUAUGCCAGAGAUAUGAGAAUGAAGAUUUUGAAGCCCGCAAGUGCCCAUUCUCCAGCCAAGCAGAGAACACGGGGGAAGUCCCUCUCCCCCCGAAGAAGACAAACCAGCCCUCAGAGGCGGCCCUGCCGAAGAGACAAAUCGCAGAAACUGAAUCCUAUCCAACGGACUGGAGUCUUCAGGCCCGCUGCGCUGGAUAAGAAAGUGGGCGAGCUCUCAACACUGAACGAUGUCGGCUACCAGCUCCGCAUCUGACAAAGCCGGAAGCCAAACGAGACAGCUUCCAGGGUGCUUCUUCCUGAAUUUUACCCUGCGAUCUGUGGACAAAGGGGUGGAAAGAGGGAGCUGCGACUAUUUAUUAUGAACACAAGGAUUUUAUUUAAGAUCCUAGGAAUUAGGGGUCCUAGUAGUGACAGUGGUGGGUUUUUUAUUUUUAUGUUUUAUUUUUCAAUUUGUGAAGUGGGAAUCAAGGAAAAGGGGGAACGGGGAAAACUUGUUUUUUUGUCUACAAUAAUGUUGUUACUCUCCAACAAGCUGGAAAGGGGAGAGGUGAUGUGGUUGUGUGGCUUUGGUCCCCCCCCCCCCCCGGUCUGGAUUGAAAUAAUUGUUUCCGUAGUGGCUGUUUUGCAUUGGAGCUCGGAGCGUUGUGUGGUGUCUGUCGGGUUUUAGAAACUGGCGACGAUGAAAGUAUAUCCCCCCCCUCCCGGCAGUGUCGGAAAGGGCUGGGGUGUGGUCGGUUGCUUGCGAGUCAAAGGAAGCCAUAGUCCAGCGGGAACUUUCGUUGCACGACUUCCAUUGGAAUUAAUGGGAUCUGAGCAAACCCCCCUCCCCAUUUCAGUGGAGCUCAAUGGAAGAGGAAGAGGCCAGCAGGCUAAUUUGUCUCUCCGGUCUGUUGUUUAAAUGUGACAUUCAGCAAUAAAAACAACAAGAGCAGCAGUCCGGAAAAGUUA
Messenger RNA from Lacerta agilis (Sand lizard), 2179 nucleotides. It is a transcript of the gene VASH2, whose product is annotated as vasohibin 2. Gene Ontology annotation, cellular component: cytoplasm. Gene Ontology annotation, biological process: regulation of angiogenesis. The transcript is spliced from 9 exons. Bases 384 to 1484 code for a protein of 366 amino acids. NCBI's taxonomy places the organism in Eukaryota, Metazoa, Chordata, Lepidosauria, Squamata, Lacertidae. The record is from RefSeq and is a predicted model, not a curated record.